AUGAGGAUAUAUCAUUUAUUACUACUUUUUGUUGGUUUACUUAUUAGUCUUUCAGCUGCACUGGAUAAUAAAAAUCUAAAAUCUCACACUAUUACUUUUCCAGUUAGUUAUAGUAAUAAUUCAGUUAUUGUAUAUAGUGGUCAGGGGACUCAUAAUCAUACUGUAAAAAAUACAGUAUUGAGUUUGAAGAAUGGUUUUCCUCAUCUCCAAGUUUUUACAUUAGAUCUAGAACAAAUAACUACUCACAAUAUUUCUUCAGCCUUACUAUUAGUUAUGCCAAGUGGACCUAAAAAGGAAUUUUCUGAAGUUGCACCAACAUUAGUCCCUAUAUUGGUUUCCUAUAUUAGAGGAGGUGGUAAAUAUAUUGGAGUGAACAGUGGUGCUGCAAUAUUCUGUCAGACUUUAGAUUUUAAUGAUGAACUUAUUAAUCCACCUGUUGCAAUUUAUAAUGGUACUUGCAAGGGUCCAAUAGCUCCACAUAAUAUAAAUGAUAUGAGUGGUUCAAGAGCUGUACAAGUUGAGCUUAUUGGUGAAGGUGCUCCACAAUUUCCUUCAUUUUAUUCUCAUGGAAGUUCAUACUUUUUGGACUUAGAAUCUAGUACUAAUUGCUCACCUUUAGCUAAUUUCAUGUUACCAGAAAAAGUAUCAGAACCUCAUUUGAUCUUCAGUAAAGAAGGUUCUAAAUAUCCAAUUAUUAUGAAGUGUUCAUUUGGUAAAGGUCUAGCAAUCUUAACUUUCCUUCAUAUUGAAAAUAAUAAAUUUUUCCUUACUAAACAGACUAAAAAACAUCCCUCAGAUAAACAUCUCAAGAAGGUUACUGAAUGUUUAUCUGACAUGAGCACUCAUACUAAGUCUCUGUACUUUCUAUUUUCACAAAUAGGAAUUUCAAAAUCAGCAUCUGGAAAAAAGUAA
Molecule: messenger RNA, 912 nt
Organism: Cryptosporidium muris RN66
Lineage: Eukaryota; Apicomplexa; Conoidasida; Eucoccidiorida; Cryptosporidiidae
Exons: 1
Coding region: 1-912 (303 amino acids)
Source: RefSeq, a predicted model, not a curated record